Xenopus laevis (African clawed frog) is the source of this 8085-nucleotide messenger RNA. RefSeq lists its product as uncharacterized. NCBI's taxonomy places the organism in Eukaryota, Metazoa, Chordata, Amphibia, Anura, Pipidae. The transcript is spliced from 3 exons. The coding region runs from base 2921 to 5032 and encodes 703 amino acids. The record is from RefSeq and is a predicted model, not a curated record.
UCAAUUUUAAAAAUCUGGAUUAUUUCAUUAUAAUGGAGUCUAUGGGAGAGAGACUGUAAUUCUGAGCUUUCUUGAUAAUGGGUUUCCGGAUAACGGAUCCCAUACCUGUAUAAGAAUCAGUAAUUCCCUAUCUAAAUGAUUGCUGCUUAUGACUGGUUGGUGUUAGGACAAUGGCUCACAGGUUGUGGUGCUUUGACAGUUAGUUUUAAGUGGCAGAAUAAAUUUGUGAAAAAACCUCUCAUUUUGCUUGCGGUGGAGACUGUAUAUUGAAGUAAGAGUUUCGCAUAAAUAGAAAGUAAGAUCAUGUUGCACAGUUUCUUUGUUCUUAUCUUGACAAACGGAAGGUUUUCAGAGGAGCUUCUAGUCAAGAUGCGGGGUUAUCUGACUUGUUGGCAGCAGGCUUGGUCCCAGGAAACAGCAGCAAGCUGCAGAAAGAAGUGCAUCAUCCUGGGGCCAUCAGUGGGGGAGAUCACAUGUGGAUAAGAGUCACAAGCCCCCUCUCAAUUAAAUGAAUCACAUGAAUGCCAGAGGUACAUCCAAUUCCCAUAUGCUUACAUCCAAAUUAGAAUAACAGGAAAAAUUGGCCACUUGCAUGUGAGAAUUUAACUGAAUUCACCUAAACUGUUUAACACUGGCUUUAAUGAGAGCCAUUGAGAUGGGCUUGUGUCAUUAUCACUGUAUGUUUUAGGUGGAGAAACCAGGCAGUCAAAAUAAGAAAGAACUGCAUUUGCAAUUGGUCUUAUUAAAAAAGAGAAUAUUUCUAAAGCAGCCCCACCUAUACUGUAAAUAUAUAAUGCUCUCUAAGAUUUAAUAUCUCAUGAGUAUACAUGUGGUCUGCAAAAUUCUGGUCUUGAUUAUCGAAACAAAUACAAUGUUCUGGUGAUUUAUAAAUAAAUGAAUGUGGUUCUUAAGGUACAUAGAGAGAAAUUCAGAAAGUCAGAGCUCACCAAUCAAAUUACAGGAGUCAACGUGUUACAGUGUCCAGUUACUGGACAGUUUUGGUUUUUUUCCAGCUAAAGGCUGCAGUAUUAGUGGCUCUACAGCUUCUGUCUGUCUGUCUACACUGUCAUACUGCAGGCCUUCUGGGAUUUACAGGAUAAGGAGUAUUCAGGCAGAACAAUUUUUGUUUUCCUUUUUCUGUUUCUACAGGGUGAAGGAGGGUCAGGACUUUUUGUGGAUUUGAAGAACAUUCUUAAAUUAGAUAAGGAACAUAUUUUUAAUCUGUAUUCUGAGAGCUUUCUCAGAUAACUGCCAGCUAGAUAAGUCUCAUUAGCAUUAAUGUUAUUUCUGGAAUGUUGCCCAGUUAAAAGCCACACAGGGGUAGAUAUGAGAUAUGUCAUCAUGUAUGGAUGAUGACAUUGCACCACAAAAGCCAUUAAUAUGGGACAACCAUAGCCUAAAAUUUUAGACUGAGGGUAAAAUUGUGGUUUGCAGAUUGUUAUUAUUCAUUUUGCAAGUGUAGACACUGCACUGCUUAACUAGUCCUUGAACAGAGAAAAGUAUCAGUAAGUGCACUGGCUUGUGAUCACCACAAAUUGUAUCUUCUCACUUCACACUGAUGUCACCUGAAAGUUCCUACCAGUGCAGGCUUACUACCUGCUUGUGGGACUACACUAACAGUAAAUACACCCUGCCGCCUCUUCUAAAGUCCUGAACCAGCGUAGUCCUGAAGAGCCGAAAAGCCAAUGUCCCAAAGCUGUAAAAAGACCCAAAGUCAUGAAAAGAGCCGAACUUGAAGUCCCGAAGCCGCUAGAAGACCUAAAGUCACAGAAAGCCGAAGUUGAAGUCCUGAAGACACCAAUUCAGUUCUACUGAACACCAAUGUGUGUGUCUGCCACCAAUGCAGGGGUGUCUAAACUUUUUGCAACAAGGGCCAGAUUUGGUCAGGUGAAAAUGUGUGGGGGCCGACCAUUCAGCCUGACAUUCUGUGAACCAUUAACAUUAUUUAACUCAUUUAAACAAGUUAUCGCGUAGCUGUAGCAGUAAUAUUUGGGCCCAUUAGUGAAAUGAUCUGCCAUUUGGUCUGUACUGCUGCCUGUGAACUGAAGGUGUUAGUAAUAGACUUAUACUGGCACGGAGUGACGCGCUGCUCUCUUUAGUUUACUGUACAGGCACAUCAGAACGUCUAUUUACACCUUCAGCCCUUAAAAAGUAUGCGAGAUCAGUGCGUCACUACAUGCCAGUACGUGUCUAUUGCCAAUACCUUCAGUACACAGUCAGCAGUAUCAGGGCCGAGGCGGCGCUCGUGUGCACAUGCACAAGAAAGAUGUGGUUUUUCGUCUUCUUGCGCUCCUGCGCAUCCGUGAAUAGCCGCAAGAAGACGGAAAAAACACAGAGUCAGGCACUGGUCUGGGGGUAGGUGACAGAGGAGGUACAUGCCUGGCGCCCCCCCCCAGCUUUGCGCCCUGGGCACGUGCCUACUCUGCCUACCCCUAGGUCCAGCCCUGAGCAGUAUAGACCCAAUGGAAGAUCAUUUCCGCGCGGUAGGCGAUAAUUACCGACAGCGCCCUAGAGGGAACCAUUGGAUGGGACCGCCAGCUCCCCAAAGGUAUAAUCGGCAGAGCUACCGUCCGCCAUUGGAGGCUGCACAAACAGAAAUGCAGGCUUCCAGCAGCAGCGAUGAUUACAGCUUGUCUCCAGCCGGCCAGCCUUUUUUAGAAGUGGAUACCAGGGAGCAGCGCUACCCACCAAAACGCCAGUACAGAAACCCACGAGCACCAAUACCAAGGGAACGAUACCCGCAACGAACCCACCAGAAAGUGAGGUACUAGACUUGUGUAUUAAUAUAUCCUCACAUACUUUGACUGCUGUGGAAACUUCACUACUAAACAAAGGUCUGGGUUAUAUACCAUAUUAUGAGAAUAACGUGCAUGACUGGGAAAUAGAUUUUUUGAAAUUUGUUAGGAGAUUGAAAUUGAAAAUGUAUUUUUGUGAUUAUCCAAAUACUGAUUCCGCUAUAUCUUUUCACCCUAGCCAAUUAAAAAAACCCAGCGCAUUUAAUCCUCUAAUUGAUAAUGCAGCCAUCUCUACUUUUGAGAAUGUAAUACGUAAGGAGGUCCAAAAAAUAUGGGAUGUAAGGGGUAAUCCAAAGUAUUUACACAAUCUGUCUGUAAAGGAAAAGGAGGCUCUACAUACUUUAACUAAUAAUUCAGCAAUUAUAAUUAGACCAGCUGAUAAAGGGGGUGCUAUAGUCAUAAUGAACACUUCCCAGUAUAUGGAAGAGGCCAAUAGACAACUGUCCAUACCUGAACAUUAUGAGUUAAUAUCUAAUGACCCCAUUUGGGCAAUCAAAAGGGAGGUGGAUGGUCUGGUUACGGAAGCAUGGGAACAAGGUGUGAUUAAUACAUCAACUAAGGAUUUCCUUAUUACAGAACACCCCCGUACACCAAUUUUACAUCUGUUACCCAAAAUCCAUAAAUCCCUGGCUAACCCACCAGGGCGCCCCAUUAUUUCUGGGAUUGGAUCGGUUCUGGAACCCUUGUCUAAAUUAGUGGACCAAUAUCUUCAACCUAUUGUACGUGGCAUACCCACAUGCAUUUUGGACACUAAUGAUUUACUUAGACAAGUUCAGGACAUAUCCCUCCCUAAUACCGGUUUACGUCUUUGCAGUAUAGACAUACAGAGUCUGUAUACUGCCAUUCCCCAGAAUGAAGGCCUCCAGUAUAUAGAAGAAUCACUUCUAGAAACAAAUAUCGACCAUCAUCUAAUCUAUUUUCUAUUGGAUUGCCUGACCUUAGUAUUACAUAAAAACUACUUUAGGUUUGACGAGAAAUUCUACUGGCAACGCCAGGGUACGUCGAUGGGGGCAUCGGUGGCACCAUCCUUUGCAAAUAUUUUUGUCCACCACUUGGAACAAAAAAUCUUUUUGAAUGGUCCGUACAGUAAAUAUAUUUUUAAAUACUGGCGGUAUGUGGACGAUAUUUUGAUACUUUGGCAAGGUACUGAACAAGUAUUUACAGAUAUGCUGACUAUGGCUAAUUCGUUCCAUCUCACUAUAAAAUUCACUGGUGAAUUCUCUGACACAUCUCUAAAUUUUUUAGAUGUUAGAUUGAGCAUUUGUGACAGUAAAAUUUACACUGAAAUGUACUCUAAACCUACAGAUCGUAAUACACUACUACUCCAUUCCAGUUAUCAUAAUCCACAUACAUUGGGUGCCAUACCAAAAAGCCAGUAUAUACGUGCACGACGCAUAGCAACCACUGACGUACAGUACAAACGGGCUGCAGACACCCUUACCCACAAAUUAUCUGAACGAGGGUACCCUUUGGUAAAAUUAAAAUCGAUACAAAAAGAAAUUAGUAAAAUUAAUCGACAGGAUCUUUUGAAAGGGUCCGUUUCUAAACAGCAGAACAUAGAUAGAAUUCCCUUUGUAUCAAAAUAUGGGAGACAAAGUAAAAAAAUUGAACAAAUCAUCAAGAAAUACUGGCCUAUUCUGCAACAGGAUGCGAAAUAUGGGUCUGCCUUUAAACAAAAUCCUAUCUUUAGUUACACUAGAGGUCGUAAUCUUAGAGACUCUUUAUGUCCUUCGGACAUUAUACACCAUAAAAGACAAACAACAUUUUGGGGACCACCAAAAAGAGGCACAUUUGCAUGUUUAAACUGCAUAUGUUGCUCGUCGAUUAUUAAAGGUGAAUCAGUGAAUCAUCCCACUAGAGGUAACAUUAUAAACCUAAGAGAUUUUUCUACCUGUGACACUAAGAACGUAAUCUACAUGCUAAAAUGCCCCUGUGGUUUGGCCUAUAUAGGCCAAACAAGUAGAGCAGUAAAAGAACGAAUUAAAGAGCACAGGGGUAAUAUUAGAAAUUUUAAAUCAGGUACCCAAUCAGACACCCCAGUAUCUAGGCACUUUGCGUCUCAUGGUCACAACCAAAUGCAAUUAAGGUGGCUUGUAUUGGAAAAUGUUAAGUUACCCAAAAGAGGGGGUAAUAUUCAGAAAAUGCUCCUUCAACAUGAAGCUCGAUGGAUUAAAAAACUCAACACAAUGUCACCCAUGGGCCUUAAUGACCAUUGGAGCUUAAUAUCCUUUUUAUAAUUCGCCUUAUGAUAACACAAUUUUUUAAUCUUUUUACAGAUUUUGAAAAUCAAAUUUUCGCUUCUAAAGGGUAAGAUUAUACUUCUUUCGAAAUGCAUAUUUCAGCAGGGAAAGCUUAAUAUAUAUAUGUUUGUGGUGCAAUAUGUGUCCUGAGCAGAAGUAGGCCUAUUCGAGGCAGUGCUUUCGCUUUGUAUCAAGUUUUCUAAUGUUUUUAACUUGUUUAUUUAUAUAUGUGGUUAUGAUACAUAUUAAAAUUUUUAAGACACAUGAAUUAUUAUUAACACUUAUUUAACAGUCUUUUUUAAUCUUCCAGGCUUUGAAAAUGGGAAAUCCUGCACUUUGUUUUAUAUGAUUGUCACAACAUGAACUUUUGAUAUAUUACAUAUAUCCACAUAUGGGAUCGUUUAAUGUUUACUAAUUAAUUUAUCAGGUGGGGGGUGUGGUUACACUCACCUCUGUGUGGUCUAUAUAAAUCGUUUUGUAAUUCACUUGUAUUCACACUUGAAAAAGGACAUAUGCUGUCCGAAACAUGUUGUGUGGAAAAUAAAAGAGCAUAUCAGCAGUAAUUCUGCUUCAGCGUCCUGUCUGUUCUCAACUUUGGUGAAGUUGCAUUACUAAAUUUUGGUGCUAGGACGGAGCGCCAGUGAGACAGUUACAGGACUGGCGAUACUCUCCACCUUGUAUAUAUCUACCAUUGUGGAAGAUCAUUUCACUAAUGUGCCCAAAAAUUACUGCUAUGGAGACGCGAUUCCUAUGCUGGCGGGCCACAUGAUUAUUAAUUUCAUGAUGGAGGCUGAGGGCCGGUGUAAAUUUGAAAAGGGGCCGCGAUUGGCCUCUGGGCCUGACUUUGGACAUGCUUGCACCAAUGUAUUAUUUUAAUAAUCUAUAAGCCCCUGCCACCAAUGCUUUUUUUUAAAAAUAUUCUCUUGGGCAGUGAUGGGCAGGAUAAUGUAAAGAAGGGGUUCCAUUACAGAUUUGCUGGAGUGAGAGAAGUGGUGCCUGUCAACGAGGAACUGUGGGAGAAACUGCAGGCAGCACAGUGGGAUUGUUAAUGGGAGCUUGUCUCUUCAGUGCUCAUUAGUAUGUAACUUUAUAAUUAUGAGUUUACUGCCAGAGCUGUGUUUAGAGAUAGUGCAAGCUGUGAUCCUACCAAAAUAUACUGAAACUUCUCUUCCUCACUCCACCUGAUGUUUCUGUUUGCCAAGAAGUGAUAAUAUUUAUAUUACGAGAUAAUUAUAUUUAACAAGGCAAGGCAAGUAUCCUUUACACUUUUAAAUAAACAUUUAACAUUUGUACCUGUUACAAAAAAAAACCACAUUAUAAUACGUUUCGCUUGGAACAAUGUUUUCAUCUAAUGCUUGACAGCUGCUUUGGUUGCCUAUUAAAUUACUUAAUGCAUUUUUUUUUAAAGAAGAAAUAGCUGUUUAAUGUAUUUAUGUAUUGCAGUAGGGCGAAAACAGGGUCAUAGAUGAAGUUAAUGGAGUCAUAAAUAUAGGAAAUGAAAUGAUAUUGCUCAAACUGUUUGCAGUCUAAAUGCACAAAUGUCCCCCAGGCACAAGCCUCUUUUUGGCAUGAUAUAAUGAAAUAUUGCCUCUGAUUAUUAUGCUGUGAGAAGAUGCCCCCCAAAUCUUAACAGAUAUAUCAAACCUGUGGCUAUUAUCUAAUAUUAUUACAUAAAAAUCUCCCUUUGAUAUCUAGUUGUACAUCCAUCUAUCAAGAUUUAAAUGUAAAAAUAAUAUUACUCAUUCAUAUUGUAUAACUGGAAGCUGCAAGGUGCAAUAAAUCUAUAACUUCUCUAACGGAGAUAAAUGACCCCAGUACAUUACAAAUCUGCCUCAAAUAAUUGAUAGCAUGUUUUUAGAAGUCAUUACACACACUCCAGUUCCAUAGCAACAUGCAUGUGGAAGAGUUGUGCAGAUUCUGCCACUGACAGAUGGAGAUCUGUCUUAGAGCAUCUGUUGCUUAUGAUGACAAUCCAGGAGCACUAGAAACAUUUAGCUUCAGGAGACAUAUGGACAGAAGUGUUGAGUGCCAAGCAAACUCCCCCAUUAUUUAUGGCAUUCAGAGAAAAAUGCAAGUUGCUAUAACAGCAUUUGCUGUUAGCAUCCAAUAUAAAAUACCAGUUUCUGUGGUGUAGUCAGAAGUUAAAGGUCUCUCACAUAAAGGGGGUUAUUUAUCAAAAUCCAAAUUUUUCUGACGUUUUAAAUAACAAACUAGAAUUCACGAUUUACCCGUUUUUAUUAUUAAAAAAACAUGAAAAUUACAAAAAAAACAACUUUUUUGGAAAGUUGAAUGAAAACCGCGGAUUGUCGUGCGGAAUAUCUGAAUUUCUACUGUAUGUACAUACAUUCCUUAAAAAAAGCACCUUCUUAACAGCAGAAAGUUAUACUGAAGUACCUGUUUUUUUUCGUCAGAGCCUUAACUAUUGAUGAUCAGGUACUGCCACUCCUGAUUGGUUAGCGCUCUGUUAGAUUAAGUGCCUCUGGCACUCUGGCCACUUGGGAAGACUGCUCAGCCAGAAGUGCUGCCAAGAGGACCAUUUUGGAGCCAUGACAGGGGAUUUAAAUGACGAAAGACAAGGGCAGACACAUGCGCAGUACAACAAAAAAGCCGACUUCUGCGUUAAGCCGCUAGAAGAAAAAAGAAGCAGGAAGAUGAUCGCUCCGUGGGGCUCGCUGGAAAAACCUCGGGUUUUGCUAGUCAUCUGACUGGCUUUCUCUGAAUCGGAUUUCGGAUGACUAGUGGAACAUCUUCAAGAGAAAACACAGCAAGUCCAGUUAAUUGGAUUCAUUACUGUAGUUAUAAAUAAGUUUAUAAAAAGUCUUUUCAUCUUUCCAGCUUUAGAGUAUCUCCUUGUAUAUGAAGUUUCACAUUGUUGAAGAGUGAUCCUGUACAUCUCUUUCAUAUUGCUGUGUGUUUUCUAUUUAGAUUUAUCAUUUAAACUUUGCUCUAUUUUAGCAGCUCUUCCUUGAAAUUUGUUAAAUUAUUUAUAUUUUGCUGGUCAGUUCCCUUAGAACUGAAUGUGGAUAAAACUAGUGGUGUGUAAAAUGGGA